AUGGGGCAGCGCAUGGACCGCCAAGCUGGAAAGCACCUGCUGCACGAUGGGCCGCAGCCGGGCGUCCUGCUCGGCAGGCACGCGCGGGGGCAGCACACGGAGGCCCUCCUGAGCCUGAUGCAGCCGGAGGAGAGGGCCAGUAGAUCGAUGAUGACCGUUGACCUCGGCGUCGUCCUCAUGCGGGUGCCCAAGGCCGACGCCCCGAAGCCAGGCGACGGCCCCUUCGGGGCGAGCGCGGCCGUGCGGGCGCGGCUCAAGUUCGUGGACUCGGUGGGGAGGAAGGUGUCGGACACAGUGCUGCAGGACGCCUUCUUCGAGGAGGGCGAGGACAGCGCCGGGCUUCUCGCGGUGCCGCUGAGUUUCAACCAGCGGGUCCCCGCGGGCUCCACCGGGGACCUGCCGUUCAGCGGGUCGCUGCUCGCCAUGCACCACAGUGCCAUGGCUGGCCAGCACGGUGGCAAAGGGGGCCAGCGCGGUGGCAUGGGCGGCCAGGCGGCACACUGGCCAGCGCCGUCCCCGCCGCCUCCGCCACAGUGCUGGUGGUGCCCGCAGUACCAUGGCGCCAACUCGAUGUUGGACAGGCUGUGCAGGAUGUGCUACCCGUGGCGCCGCAGGGCCGCCUGCUCCCCAGACGUGGCGUUCGAGGAGACGGAGGCCGACAUACGCUUGCAGGAGACGUACCACACCUACCUCGACCUCCAGAAGGUCAAGCAGCAGCGAGAUGAUGAGGUGUCCCGUGCUCAGUUGCUCCUUGCCCAGCUUGAGCAGAUGUUCCCUGCGCCCAUGGAGCAGUGGCGGCCGUCGCGGAGCUGCAGCAGGGGCCGGGUCAUCACGGCUCAGCAGUUCGCAGGCUUGGCGACGGUCUUGGGAGGGCUGCAGACGGCGCUCUCUAAGAUGCACGGAGACCAGGCGGCGCGGCGGAAGUGCCGACGCCAGCGGGUGGCGGAGGCGCGCAGGGCCGCGGGAGGCGUGCCUGAGCCUGCGGGGGCGCCGGCGGUGGCGGCUGCCGCAGAGGCGCCUGGCGGUGCGGUGUGCCACGCCCGCGAGGCCGAAGGCGACACGGCCUCCCUCGUUGACGGGGGCGGAGGCGGCGGCGAGACGGAGACGCUGCCAGCGGAGCCAUCAGCGGCGCCCCUCGCGGCGCAUGCGGCCUGCGGAGCGGCGGCCGCGGCCUUCGCGGAGGCGACGGACUCCCAGCCCUCGGCCAGCGUCGAGCUCCGGCGCAUGCUGGAGCCCGUUGGCCAGAGGCCAGUUGCCAGCGUCUGA
Prorocentrum cordatum is the source of this 1266-nucleotide messenger RNA. NCBI's taxonomy places the organism in Eukaryota, Dinophyceae, Prorocentrales, Prorocentraceae. The record is from the annotation of a GenBank genome assembly.